This is a messenger RNA of Zootoca vivipara (common lizard), 3255 nucleotides long. Its product is annotated as sialic acid-binding Ig-like lectin 13. NCBI's taxonomy places the organism in Eukaryota, Metazoa, Chordata, Lepidosauria, Squamata, Lacertidae. Gene Ontology annotation, molecular function: sialic acid binding. Gene Ontology annotation, cellular component: plasma membrane. The record is from RefSeq and is a predicted model, not a curated record. Gene Ontology annotation, biological process: cell adhesion.
AAGAGAGCAGGACAGCCUCAUUGGCAGAGGGACUCCUGGCGAGAGUUUGGGUGAACACUACAGCCAUUGUAAACAGUUUCUUGGGCUCCUUUCCGGCAGAGUGACAAAGAGCUUUUGGAAGGAGACACAAGAUGAACUAUCCCCUUGGAGUCUUCAUUUUUGGACUGCUUUCAACCUGCCUGCAUUGGGAAGGUGCUCAAUGCGUUCCAGGGUACAACCUGACGGUCCCUCCUGAAGUGAGAGUACAGGAGGGGUUCUGUGUCAUCAUCCCCUGCAAAUUCACUUACCCAGAACCGGCUCACACCAAUGGUGUUAAAUUGCAUGGAUAUUGGUAUACCGAAGGCAGUAGAUCUUCCGGUAGUGCAGUGGCCACCAAUGAUGGGUAUAAAGGGAUAGAAUACUUCGCUCGCGGUCGCUUCCUUCUGUCGGGGGACUUGGAACAAGGAGACUGUUCCCUCACCAUCAACAAUGCCAACAAAAACACUGAUGAGAGAGCAUACUAUUUCAGAAUAGAGAAAGACAUAAAAUAUAGCUACCCAACUAAACCAUUUGUGAGAGUGGCAGAGAAACCUGAAAUACAGAUACCGAGAAAGCUUCAGGCAGGACACCCAGUGAAUAUCAGUUGUACAACCCCAGGAAGUUGUUCUUCACAGGUGGCCCUCAUCUGGGGAGGCAUUUCUGUAGCCAACACAUCUAGGACCACAAGCAAGCUGACAAAUGAAAUCAAGGUUUAUGGUACCUUCAUACCCUCAGCUGCAGACCAUGGCCAGACUCUCACCUGCAUUGCCAGCUACAACCAAGGGAUCAGAACUAUGCAAACGGAGGAGAGGGUCCAGCUGGACGUCAACUACCCACCGAUGCUGUGGUUCAGUGGGAUACUUGAACGUCCUGGUGGAAGUCAGAGAAACUUCACAGGUGCUUUCCAUAUCGAAGUCCAGGAAGGUGACUCCAUCGCGUUGUUCUGCGGGAUAAAGAGCAACCCCCCAGGCAAUGCGUCCUGGGUGACAGAAUCACAAAAGACAACCGGUUGGCAAUCCUCCAGAACCAAUAUCCUGACAAUUUCGAAUGUGAAGCUGGCGGACAAAGGGGGAUACAAAUGCCGUGCAUCGAACACAGAGGGCGAGACUGAUGCCACCUUCCAGCUCUGUGUAGCAUACAGCCCCAGGCCAUGUGAACAGGAUAAUUCCCAAUGCUGGAGAGUUGACAAUGGAUUCCAGUGCAACUGUUCCAUCUGCUCCUAUCCUGUAUCUAGAAUUCAGUGGCAAGUGAAUGGGAAGAACUUGGAGGGGAACUACUCCGAUGAGACCAUGAAGGUCACUUCCUGGAAUAAGAUGGAAGAAGCCACCAGCAUUCUGCAUUUGACAGGGGACUUGGAUGGAGAGCAGCAUAUUAUCUGCCUUGGAACCAACCCUGGUGGACAGAUUCCCUUGAAGUUCUUCGUGGCUACUUCAGGAGAUUCUCUGAAAAAGAACCUAAUCAGCGGCGUAAUUGGUGCCCUCCUCAUGUUUGCUAUCGUCAUGCUGAUCGUUAUCAUCAUCUUUGUGAUUUUCAGAAGGUACCCAAAGGACAGAAAACCUUUGACUGCCUCAGAAUCUUACGCAAAGCCCUUGACUCACGUCCACAGCAAGCUUUCCCCAGAUGUCAAGCGUAACAGCCUCACGGUCCCUAAUCCACACAAAGGCAAUGACGCAGCUGAAGAUCAAGAGAAGUUUGAUGAAUUCCCCACCGAAAUCUCCAAUGACCCUGAAGAGUUGCAUUAUGCAUCUCUCAACUUUGGUGAACUGAAAUGUUUACCGGAAGCCACUUCAGAAGAAUCCAAAUCAGAUUAUGCUGAAAUCAAGAAGGUCUAGUCUGCAGUUGUUGAAACAGGAGCCGGAGAGGCAGAUUUAAGAGGAUUUCUCAAGUCUAGUUGACACUGCGAACAAAGGAGGUCACCUCCUGGUUCUGAUCUGCUGUUUGCCCUCUGAAGAAACCUCUUCCUCAUACUGUGCACAUGUCAAUUACCCUUCCUGCUCUUGUCCAUUUCUCUAUACCCCCUUUGGGGGAGCAUAGGCUGCCAUUGUUUACUCUGGCACUGAAACGUGAUCUGCAGCAAGUGAAGGAAGGGGGAAAGGGGCGUGUAGCUUUGUGGCAGAGCACAUGCUUUUCAUGUGCAAAGCCCUGGGUUCAACCCUCCAGCCAAAGACUCUGAAGCUUCAGGGGUGGGAGAUGAUGCCCACCUGUGAUGCUUAGAAACCACCUCUUCUCAGGAAGGCCGUCCUGAACAUUAGGCAGAGUAAGGUGACUGCCUCAGGCGGCAGCCUCCUAGCUGUUUGCCAGUAUUGAAGUAAGAUUCAACUGCCACUCUAGGCAGUUCCUUUGUGUAGAAAGCGGGGGGCACCAUCUUGUCCUAUACCUCAACAGAAAAAUGUAUUGAGACAGUUCUGGCCAUCGGAGCAAAAAGUAUUUAUUUUAAGGGAGCUUUGUAGGCUCAGUUUAGCCCCCUCCUGCAAAAAGUCCCAACCCCUGAUUUUUAACGGGUGUCAAACUUGCUAAAAGCAGAGGAGAGAGCCAGAGCAAUGUCUCUACCCCACCUCACUCGUGUCUCAUCAAAACAUAGGAAGAUGUCUUCUACUGUGUUAAGCUCAGUACUGUCUACACUGGCUGGUAGCAGCUCUCCAGGGUUUCGGGCAGUAGGCAGUCCCUAUCUGGAGAUGUCAGGGUUGAACCCUCAAUGCAGAGCAGGCGCUCUUCAAAGAUUUGCGUGCACGCAGAGGAAUUCUGAGCGCAGCCUUUUCGAUUUCAGCCGCAUGUUUCAGAAAUAAGGUCUCAGGUUGAAUAUAUGUUAUUCAUUCUAUAGGAAUGGCAUUGCAAGAAUUAAGGCUGCAACACCGUGGAAGCUAGUUGCAGACAAGAUGCAGACAAGAGAGCAGCUCCCAAGAUAUUUUAUUUAGGAUAGCUGUUUCUAGCUGUCUUUGUUUACUAAUGAUCUUAUUGUUUUGUUCUUUAUGUAAACCGCUUUGAAAGUUUGCAACAAUCGAGCGGAAUAUAAAUAUUGCGAAAUGAACGAAUAAAAUCAAUAAAAUCUUGCAGCUCCGUCUGCCAGUCAACCAAAGAGUGACAUCUCACAGCACGUGCCUCUGUGCAGGCAUUGAUUUGCAGCCUGCUGCAGGCUUUGAAAUGGAAUCCUCAGAGUCCCAGUGUUGUUGUUUUCCAUUAAAGAAGGAAACAACCAACCAUAUCACAAAAUGGCAUUUACUAUAGACUCAUAAAUAA